Molecule: messenger RNA, 1481 nt
Organism: Hypoxylon fragiforme
Lineage: Eukaryota; Fungi; Ascomycota; Sordariomycetes; Xylariales; Hypoxylaceae
Exons: 2
Coding region: 173-1228 (351 amino acids)
Cellular component (GO): nucleus; cytoplasm
Source: RefSeq, a predicted model, not a curated record
CUUGAAAGAUGCAAGUCAUGCAUGCAUGGCAUUGCAUUUCUUCUUGUUCUUGUUCAACAUCAGAUCUCAUGAAAUUGACGUUCUUAGCAGAGCCCAUAUGAACCAUUCAAGCAGAGACCACUAAGAUACUCGCAUACGAAGUACGAACGUACAUCACCAAUGCUUACUUACCAUGACGCUUGACCUCACCACUCUAGACGCCCAUCAGCAACCAGAUCCAGAACUAAAGGCUACCUGGAAGAGGUAUUCUAGAACAGACCAUGGAGAAUUUAUCAAUCAUCCUGAUAUAGAUGAAUUAGACGUCACGGAUAUCAAUAGCCCAUUCAAGCUCGCAGGACAUAUUCCUAGCGAAACACUUAAGAGCUCGUUUGAGAAGCUUGAAGGCCGAGAAUGGGAUGUGAAGGAGGCCCUUCAAGAUGCCCCUAUUUACUUCCACCCUCUACUCCCAGGGUUGCUCAUAUAUCCCUCAUUGGUGCCCCCAAACAUACAGAAAUCACUGCUAUUGCGUAUGGUCCAUAGGGAUUUAAGUGAUCACACUCAUCAAACUAAUCUACACCUUCACUAUGAUCUUCCAUAUCCAGAAAAGGGUGAUGUGGAAGACAUGACGUCUCGGUCCUUCUUCUCCUAUUCUCCAGAUUCUGACAUAAGACUCACACCAAAGGACCCUUCUAUACACAAGCCAUUAUCUAUGAAGCAGGUCCUCGAUCGGCGAUUAUCCUGGGUCACUCUCGGUGGUCAGUACGACUGGUCCAACCGAGAGUACCCUAACCAGUCACCCCCCGAUUUCCCUCAUGAUAUUGCUGGGUUUCUUCAGACCCUCUUCCCAGAUACCCUUGCUCAAGCUGCCAUCGUCAAUUUCUACAACCCAGGGGAUACGAUGAUGAUGCAUCGAGAUGUGAGCGAAGAAACAGACAAGGGUCUCGUUAGUCUAAGCAUUGGGUGCGAUGCCUUGUUCAUGAUCGCGCCGAACGAGUAUGGAAAAGACACGCGCUCGGAUAGCAAAGGAGACGACGAAAAGUCAUACCUUCUUCUACGACUACGAUCCGGGGACGCCAUUUAUAUGACCCAGGAAUCUCGGUAUGCGUGGCAUGGAGUUCCCAAGGUUCUGAAAGGCACCUGCCCAGACUUCUUGGCUGAUUGGCCGGCAGAGGGCGAUAACUUUGAAGGGUGGAGAGGCUGGAUGCGGAAUAAGCGUAUCAAUUUGAACGUUAGACAGAUGAAAGACUAAAACACAAUCUCACAAUAGGGGGUUUAAAGCAUCGAUAGGCAGAUCUUUUGAAAUAUUCUCCGAUGUGCUUCCAACUACUACUAGGAUCGACCAAGUAUCGGAGUAAAAUGUUCCUAGUCAUAUAUAUGGUGUCGUUUUAGGGGAAAUAGACGUCGUCUAAAUAACUAGGUACAACCUAGGUAAGACAUCACAAGAUGUCUCAUGGACAUGCGCCACAGCAGUGAAUACAUAACUACUAGGUACCUAUCUACCC